Strongylocentrotus purpuratus (purple sea urchin) is the source of this 5986-nucleotide messenger RNA. RefSeq lists its product as uncharacterized. Bases 196 to 4752 code for a protein of 1518 amino acids. The transcript has 31 exons. Gene Ontology annotation, cellular component: cytoplasm. NCBI's taxonomy places the organism in Eukaryota, Metazoa, Echinodermata, Echinoidea, Camarodonta, Strongylocentrotidae. Gene Ontology annotation, molecular function: protein binding; ubiquitin-protein transferase activity. The record is from RefSeq and is a predicted model, not a curated record.
CGGAUCUGGAAAUCAAUGGCGCUGAACUCGAAUUUCGAAACGGUGCUUCGUAGAUCAAUCUUGACGAUUUACCAUAUCAUUACAAUCCUAAAGUCGAAGGCACUUUAGCCACUGAGGGAAUGGAAAUUAAUCAAAGUGUCUGAGCAUUUGAAUUAAUCCAAUCUAUUUCAAUCAUGCACUUUUAAUCAGACAAUUAUGGCAUCUAAAUCGCCCGCGAUGACUCUGCGGAGCUGCGUUGUCAUUCUCUGCGGAACUGCUGGGGUCGGAAUGGCUGGUUUCGCUCUGGUGAAAUACCUACGGAGUUGGCUGCGUCAGGUCGUCAGUAGAAACUUGGAACAGAGGAUUGAGGAUGCAAUCUCGAAUGAAGCUCUUUCAGAGUUGGCCAAAUCCUCCAAUGUAGGGCUGAGACAAAGUGCUGAACAAAUGCUGCUUGAUAGAAUAACAAAACGAGAAGCAUUUCUGUAUGUCUUGAAAUCUUGCAGGAGCAGUGAUGAAGAGAAGGCACUUCAGGCAUGCACAGCCCUCUGUGUUAUCCUAAAAAGUGUUGACCAGAGAGUAUUCCAGGUUGAUCUCUUCAUCCUCCAGACCCUAGUGACCACCCUCUCCUCCUCCAUGGAUAGAUGGACUCACUAUCGCACCCAUAUACCUGAUGUAGACUUCCCUGAUAGAAUGCAACGCAUGACGCUGGCUACCAUCUAUGAUCUAUCCACGGAUCCAGCUUUCCUGUCCAAGUUAGAGCAGAUGAAGAGCAAAGAUCUGGCCAUCAUCGUCUUGGAACUGUUGGAGAAAUCAAGGAACAAGGAGGUCCAGAGGUACUCUCUGCUCUUACUUCUACAGAUGACAAUGCAAGGAAAGAAUUGUGCCAGUGUAGAUGCCUUUAGGAUUAUUGGAGAGAAGAGUGUGUUUCAUCAUGGUGAUGUCAUGCUACAGAAGAUUUGCUACCAGCUCUUAGUCACUUUGACUAAUGCACAAAGCACAGAUGCAACCCUGUUCAUCCAUGAGAUUGCUCAGCAAGAUGCACUGGUCCCUAUGGUUGUCUCUACCAAGUCAGAUGAUGUAGAAGUAUCAUUCUGGUCAGUGGCCUUACUACAUGAGUUUGCUGUUCACAAUGUUUGUAGGAAGGAGCUAUGUGAAUUACCUUGUCUAGUCACAAACCUUCAGGCGACAUUGAUGGCUAGCGAAGCUGCGGUUCAGAGACUCAUUCUCAGGAUAUUUGCCUUCCUUGCUCUCAGAAACGAUCCCUUUGCAAGAGAGCUCAUGAAGAACAAGGCAUUGAUUAGUCACCUACCUACCUGCCUAGCGAGUGGAAACAAAGAUGUAGUGCAUUGGGCUUUGGUACUGGUUCAUGAUCUAGCUAUGAUGGGUCGCCAGGCAUUGGAGAAACUUCUGGAUUACACCAACGACGCUUUGAUCAAGUCCCUCCUCUCGCUCUCCACCACCCGUGAUAACAUGAUGCUACGCCUCCUGGCCGAGACCCUUGGACUGUUCUGCGGGUGCGAACAGCUCCCCCAUCGGCUGGUCCGAGCUGGGGCCUUAGAAAUGAUCCUGAGCCUGGCCCAGUCUCAUGACCCAGACCUGGUCUUCUGGGCAUCGGCCUUGCUUUUGAAUCUAGCCAUGACAUCAGAUGCAGUGAAAGUGGAAAUACUGGCUUCCGGUGGGUUAAAGACCCUGAUUGACCUGUCAUUAGGUGACCAUGAGAACGGUCAGAUCACUACCAUGGCAGCCAAAACACUGGUCAUGAUGGCAGUACUAGAUGAGCCCAUUCAUGUGUAUGUUCGGUGUGAGAGGGACUCUGCUACCGUAGUGAUUGAGAAGAAGACCCUGCAGCUAACGCAUCCUGGGAUCAACAUCACCAUGUGGGAGACACUGCUGUCGAAGAAACUUCAGGUUUGGCAUUACACACCCAGCAAUGAAGAUGACCUCGCUUCCUUGAUCAGGAAGGUAUCCAACAUACCUAUCCUAGAUCAGCAGUCCAAGAGGACAUGCGAACGCAACAUGGUCAUCUUCACCAUCAACGGACCACAAGCUCCUCUCUGUUUGAAAGCUCUUGAGAACCGUCUUCGUUUCAAGAUCUAUUCCAAGUCUGGAGUGGUGACCUCAGACCCUCUAGACUUGGACCAGGGUCAAUCUUGCUGCAUCGUAGCCAAUGUAGAUGCAGACUGUGAGUUGGAUGUGAUGCACAUUUCAAAGAACCAAGAACCGAUCGCUGUCCAGCUUCAAGUUUCAGGAGCACUGGUGGUGAAUCAGCGUAUUCGGACUCUGAUCCUUCUUCCCCUACUCCAUCGCAUCAUGGCGGUCCCAGCCAACAGUCCGAUCAACCGGGUCUCGGAUCUAGAACUCCUAGAGGUCCUGGUCCGGCACGAGUCCCAGAAGAACCAGGUCUUGGAAUGUCAAGCUGUUGUGGACCAACUCGUCGCAAUGGUGAAUUACUUUGCUCAACAAGGUGUUGAUCAGCUCAAGUCAGAACCGCUUGCCGUGGCCCAUUCCCAUGGAGCUUUGAGAGUGCUGAGGGUCCUAGCUAUGUAUGACCACUACAGGUCAGUUCUCUUGACUGCUGACACCGUAGCUGCAGUGGUCAACCUUCUCAAUGGUCUGGUCAACUUCUGGCUGAAUGCUAUACUGUCCACUCAGCAGCAGGGUCAAGUGGGCAGUCGCCCCAUCACUAGGAUGGGCAGUAGACCGGUCAGUAGGGCUGGAUACAGAACGGAUGACUCGGUGGACACUGCAAGCCUAUUUUUAUCCAGACCACAUAGUCGAGCCAUUCCAAGUGCACUGGGACUCGGAGAUGAUCCUUUGGAUGAGGUAGACUUGGAGUCCACCGCCGAAUCGUUAGCCUUGAUCGAACGGAACCUGGCUGAGGCCGUGUCUGCCAUCACCAACACGGUCCAGCAACUUGCAGCAUCACAACCACUCCAUCAUCCACCACCGCCGCCACGGAACAGGAGACUCAGGAGCAGCUCUGACUCUGUUUCCAUGGCAACCGACUCUAACCUUGCUGCCGAGGUGGAGGAUGCAGAAGAUAAGAGUGAAGAAAGUCAGAUGACGAAUCAUCUCUCCAAGUUUGCUGUUCUUACGAUAGCUCAUCUUCUCAACACAUGUGAUGAUGAUAUUUCUAGAGCAGUGCAGUCCUCUCUUCAUCUAUCUGGAGCUAUGUAUGCUCUAUGGGCUACUCUCCUCUGCUCAUCAGAAUCGAUGAAAGCCACAGCACUCCCUGUUGCUAUUGCAAUGACCAAGCUUGCUGCCACAGACAUGCCAGUAGCACCAGAUAAUACUGUCAAACUUGAUGUAACAACAAGAACGCCAGCUCUUCUAGUCAGUGCUGACCAUCUAGAGAUCCGAAACGACAGCUGGACAUUUGAAAGCAUUAUUGCCGUGAAUCCUCUUCCUCAUGUUAAGGAUGGAGAAGUGCAGUCAACAAACAAACAUCUGGAAGGCUGGUAUUAUGAGGUAGAGGUGAAGUCCAAUGGCAUCAUUCAAGUUGGUUGGGCAACAAAACAGUGUACAUUUGGACCAGAGAAAGGUCUUGGAGUAGGAGAUGAUCUCAACUCGUGUGCGUUUGAUGGAGCUAGAUGUAGGAAGUGGAAUGGACCUAUCACUGAAACUCUGAAUAAUGAAUAUGGUCUUGAAUGGCAAGUUGGAGAUGUAGUGAGCUGUUUGAUGGAUCGUCACGGAAACGCAAGUUUCUGGUUGAGAGGCAUCAAUAUGGGUGUCGCAUUCCAAGGUCUGGAUCUUAAUCAAGAUUGGUAUCCUGCCUGCUCUCUCUCAACUGACCAACAUAUCAGGUUCAACUUUGGAGACUCAACAUUCAGGUACUCUGAUGUCAUUCCGGAUGGUUACAUUCCUUUCUGCCAAGCUCAUCAAGGGCCUGACCUACCAUUCCAAGAUGAUUUCAGUGUCUUCCCUGACAUAAAACCCCUCUCACAAAUCCACAGUAGUGACGGACAUUACCAUGAUAGCUUGACAAGUGAGAGUGGCCUUCCAGAAAUGGCUCCUCUUCAAGAGCCAGAUCUUUCAAGAGAUGUCGAGUCCAUAGACUAUAUCGACGAUGGAAAUGAUGGGGCUGGUAGUGACUUUGGAUAUGCCGAAAUGGGUGGAGAAGCAUUUGCCGAGAUGACGGACAGCCCGCGCCACGUCGCCAUGGCAAAGAUUGCGCAGGUGGACGCAUCGCUCCAGCAGGAAUCUUACUCCCUGUACAGGCAGGCCUUUGAGAAGAGAUUCGAACCAAUCAGACAUAGUGAAGCAGGGUCAGGUGACCAGGCAGGACCAAUAGGAAUCCAGGGAUCAGAGGAUGCAGAGGGUGGUGGAGAAGCAGAAGAGUUCCAACCUCCGCCUUCUCUCUAUUUUGAAGUGAACAUCAGCCACGUGGAUCGUAGACCAGUCGUGAUAGGGUUCUGCAGUGCAGAUGCUAGUGUCCAGGUUUGUGCAGUACUGACCGAGGAAGACGAGCUUGUUAUGCCAGACAACAGUUUGCAGCAGGUUCCCAAGUGUCCUGUCCUGACGAUUGGAUGCGCUCUCCUCAUUCCCCCGGGGGUAGUCUUCUUCACCGUCAAUGGACAACCCAUCAGGAGACUAUUCAACUUUUUACAAGAUGACCAACCAAGCCAACCCUUGACACCGUGCACCAAUAGCCCUUAUCUUAAUGUCAACUUUGGUCAAGAUCGCUUCUUAUAUGAACCUGCCAAUGAGUUUGAGCAAAGGAUUUACAUGGCCGCCCUUCUCCAUGACUACUGUGAACAAACCAUGAAUACAUAAACAAAUGGUAACGAUGAACUGUGACCCUGUGCACCUAUAGCCCUUACCUCAGUGUCAACUUUGGUCAAGAUCGCUUCCUGCUUGAACCUGUCAAUGAGUUUGAGCAAAGGAUUUACAUGGCUGCCCUUCUCCAUGACUACUGUGAACAAACCAAGAAAUAAAUACACUUCCUUUCCAUCUUGGUUGCCAUGGCAAUGACCUCUAUCUGUCCUUGUGUCUCCCAUGCUCCUCUUCUCAGCAUAUUCUCCCUUAGGAUCUUUCUUGGGCCUGAGUGUCUCUCUGCUCGGAUUGGCAGAAUGUUUUCUCUUCUUUGCAGAUGUGUCACCCUUUACAGAUUUAAACCUGUGCACUUACCUCGUGCACCAAUCUGAUUAUAUUUGGAGUUCAAAGUACCGGUAGGUCAAAGGUGAAGGUCAUAGAAGUCAAUUUUCUAAAUAAUAUAGAUAUAUUGACUGCUAUGAGAGGCAUAGCUGUUUCUAUAGGCUUAAGGGGAUGUUACAUCCUGCUAUGACCCCGAGAGCCCCUUGAGAAAGGGCUAUGCCUCGAUUUUAAAACAGUCCAUAUCUUUUAUAUACCAAAUUCACACAACAAUCUACAAAGAAUUCUUGCCUUAUCCUUUUCCUGAGUAAAGAUUGGUUAAAACAUCACAGCAAAUCUGAGACACUGUCUGUUAAUCUUUGCUGGAAAGUUGCUUUAAUGUUACGAUCAUUCUGGAAUCGCACACACACACUGUAUGGUAUCCGCGCUCACACAUAGAAACUUUUUACACAUAAACUAAUGGGGAUCUCAUCAAAAUUUAACUAUGUAUUGUGUCCCAUUACCUGGGCAACAGGCAUCUUUCUCAUUACCUAUUGACCAUUAUCCGGGCAACGGGCAAUUGUUCGGCCAAUCAGAUGACUAGUUUUAUUCAACAUACUAAAGAGAGGAAUAUAACGGUUAUUAUUAUAUUUUAAGAAUUACUAGAGGUAUGAGCUGCAACCUAUGCUUCAAAUCAGUGAUAAAUGAAUACAAUUUAUGUAUAAAAAAUGAAAUUUUGCUGUGGGAUAUUUAUCAAUUUUCUCUAAAAAAUUUGUCUGUAAAAUAGUAUUUAGGUACUGAAAACCCUCACUGUCAUACAUGUGUAUCUAUUUCUUUCCUGUAACAUUAUUAUAUGUAUAUAUGUCAGUGUGUGCAAUGUGUGUGCUAUUUUAUGUUGAUAAAUAUCAUUGACUAAAAGAUCAUAAAAUAUACAAAA